AUGAAGGCGCUUGGCGUGCUUGCUAACUCUCCUGCAAUGCGUCAUUGGCAACGGACGCUCAGGAAGCUGCUACGCUUUGAAGGUGUUGGCCUGCAUACGGGCGAGCAAGUGUCGAUUUGUGUUAUCCCAGCGCCUGCGAAUUCGGGUAUUGUCUUCCGCCAGAAUGGCUCAGAGAGAUCUACAAUACCAGCACUCAUCGCGAAUGUAAGUGCUUCCAAUAGUCAGUUAUGUACAAAGCUUACAGCCAAUGGAUGGAGUGUGUCAACUCCUGAGCAUCUAAUGGCAGCCCUCGUGGCGUCUCGAAUUACAAAUGCUUUCGUGGACUUUGAAAACAAUCAAAGUCCAUAUUCUAAGUCCGAAGUCCCAGUGCUGGAUGGGAGCAGUGUCAAAUUUAUGAAGGGAAUUCAACAUGUCGGUAUCGAGGAGCAAGAGGGCGCUGAACUCAAGUAUCUAUGCGUCAAACGGCCAGUUCACGUUUUUAAACAAGACAAAAAUGCGUGCUUCCUUCCAACGCCAAACAACGGACGAGCUCCGACUUUGCACAUGUCGGUGCAAGUGAACUUUGAGCACAAGCGAUUGGAUGCGAAGUUGUGUCGAUUCACCUUGGGGCCAGAUCCAACGUUGACUAUGGAUGCAUUUAAUCGUGACAUCGCACCAGCCAGAACUUUCACUUUCGAAGAAGAAAUCAAGUGGCUACAUGCUAAUGGACUGGCGCUAGGUGGAUCACUCGACAAUGCCGUCGUGUUUUCGAAAAAACAGCAAGCUGACGCAAAACCAAUUGUUUUAAAUUUAGAAGGGUUGCGCUUCCCUGAUGAAUGGACACGCCACAAGAUGCUUGACUGCAUUGGCGACAUUGGCCUUGCAGGUCUCCCCCUGCACGGCUACUUCUAUGCCUCAAGGCCGGGCCACGCGUUGACCCACGAAUUGCUGCGGGAAUUGUAUAAAGACCCUGAGAACUACGCGGAAAUGCCGUAG
Molecule: messenger RNA, 975 nt
Organism: Peronospora matthiolae
Lineage: Eukaryota; Oomycota; Peronosporomycetes; Peronosporales; Peronosporaceae
Source: the annotation of a GenBank genome assembly